AUGAAGUUUAAUUUUGCGUUUGGUUUGCUGGUUUGUUUCCUGAUAAAGGCGUUCUCAUCAAAUGGUUCUCCUAUUCCGGAAACUGUAGUUGAAGUUGUGAGUGAGGGUCAACAUGGUGAAGUUGUGAGUGAACCUCAACAUGGUGAAGAUGUGAGCAAACCUCAACAUGAUGAAGAUGUGAGCAAACCCCAACAUGAUGAAGUUGUAAGUGAACCACAACAUGAUGAAGUUGUGAGUGAACCACAGCAUGAUGAAGUUGUGAGUGAACCUCAACAUGAUGAAGUUGUGAGUGAACCUCAACAUGGUGAAGAUGUGGGUGAACCCCAACAUGAUAAAGAUGUGAGUAAACCUCAACAUGAUGAAGUUGUGAGCAAACCACAACAUACCACGCCAGAGAUCGGUAAAGAAAUGCUUGAUGACAGAACGUUUUUAAUUCCUAGCGAUGAAAGAACUUCAACCGAUAUUAACAUGAAACCUUUAUGUGACUCAACCAUCGAAAUAACAACGACAAAUGAUGAAAAUCUAAAGAAUGAAGUUUCGGAGACCAAAGCCUCAACAAAAAAUAUUGAAUCAUCGGAACCAAUCUUUGCUGAGAAUGGAAGUGAAUUGGAGAAAAAUACAAAAGAAACAAUCAUUGAAGACUCAGAAAACACCGUUGAACCAAAAAAUGAAAUGGAAAGUGAAAAAAAUACAAGUGUAUUAGAAAUAAAAAAUGACAAAAGCGCAAAAGUUGAAUCUAGUGAUCAUGCAAAAGAAAAAGCAGAACCACAAACUGGAAGUUGCGACAGUGAUCAACAGGCAAGCGAUACAACAACCCAAUUUAUGCCAGUUUCUUUAACAGAGUUUUCAACCGUAAAACCUUCUAGUGAACAGAUUACAAAAUCUGAAAACAUGACAAAAACAACAUUGGAAAUGCAGCUGAAAAAUGAAACUGAAACUGCCGCACCAAAAAAUUUACAAACUGAUGAUACAAGUUCAUCGUGCGGCAAACAGGGGGUGUCAGAACCAGCUGAAAAAACGACAGAAAACGAUGAAUCAAAAGAAAAAAAUCCAGCAGAUGAAAAAAAAGAAAAAGUUGACGAUUCUGAAUCAAUGAAAAGUGGGUCAAAUGAUGACCAAGUCGUAAAAACUGAUGGUGAAAAAGAUGAUGAUAAAAAAGGGGAUGAUGAUAAAAAAGAUGAUGAUGAUAAAAAAGAGGAUGGCGAUAAAAAAGAUGAUGAUGAUAAAAAUGGUGAUGAUGAUGAUAAAAAAAGUGAUGAUGAUAAGACAGUUGAUGAAGCCGAAGAUGAAGAAACAAAACUAUUGGAUCAGGACCAAGAAAGAGAUGACAAAGAAAUAAAUGAAACAAAAAGUGCAGAACAAGUCAUUGAAACUUCAAAAGCCGAAGAAAAAGAAGGCUACGAAAAUGAAAAAAACAAAAAUGUUGAGAUAAGAGUUGAUGAAACAAAAACUGAAAGAACAGAAUUUGAAGAACAAAACAUCGUAAAACCAAAAAUUGAAGAAACAAAAAGUGAUGAAAAAGAAGCUGAAAAACCAGAAACUAAUGAGGAAAAAGUUGAUGGACCAAAAACUGAUGAGAAAAAUGUUGAAGAACCAGAAACUGAUGUGGAAAAAGUUGAAGGACCAGAAUCUGAUGUGGUAAAAACUGAAGGAUCAGAAUCUGAUGAGGCAAUUGUUGACAAAACCGAAGUUGAUGAAAAAAAAGAUGAUGAAACAGAAAAUAACAAAACCAAAGUUGAUGAUGCCAUAGUUCUUGAUGUCAAAGUUGAAGCCAAAGCUGAUAGUGACAAAGUUGAUGUCGUUGAAGUUGAGGAACUGAGCAAUAAGCAGCUUGACAACAUGGAGACCAAAACAGAAGAUAAGUUAAAAAUUGGUGAAAAUGAUAAAGAAGAAAAUGAAAAUGUAGCAGAUGCCAAAGAUCUGCCAACUGAAUAA
Messenger RNA from Helobdella robusta, 1935 nucleotides. RefSeq lists its product as hypothetical. NCBI's taxonomy places the organism in Eukaryota, Metazoa, Annelida, Clitellata, Rhynchobdellida, Glossiphoniidae. Bases 1 to 1935 code for a protein of 644 amino acids. The transcript has 2 exons. The record is from RefSeq and is a predicted model, not a curated record.